AGCAAGAGGGAGAGAGAGGGAGGGAGAGAGAGUGAGGGAGUUCAAGCCAAAAUGGCCGACAGAGUCUCUGCUGAUUUCUGAACAUUUGAAAUAAAAACAAAAAGCGAAACAAACAAAAUCAUUUUUGGAUUUUUUUCAUUUCCAUUUCUACCUUGUAUGCCUCAACUCGCUGGAUUUAAGCACUGCUGCACUUUAUGAGAGAGAAGGAGCAAGAAAGGGAAGAACAGUUAAUGGAAGACAAGAAAAGGAAGAAAGAGGAAAAGAAAAAGAAGGAAUCUGCUCAGAAGGUCACAGAUCAAAAAACCAAAGUGCCCGAAGUGACGAAACCAAGUUUAAGCCAACCAGUGGCUGCCAGCCCAAUUGGCAACUCUCCAUCGCCACCAGUCAAUGGUGGCAACAAUGCCAAAAGGGUGGCAGUGCCGAACGGACAACCGCCAAGCGCCGCCCGCUACAUGCCUCGGGAGGUGCCGCCGCGAUUCCGUUGCCAGCAGGACCACAAAGUGUUACUGAAACGUGGGCAGCCCCCUCCGCCAUCUUGUAUGCUCCUUGGGGGUGGAGCAGGGCCUCCUCCCCCAACAGCACCAGGAGCAAACCCAAACAACGCACAACCAGUGACAGGAGCACUGCUGCAGAGCGACAGUGGGACUGCAACAGAUUCAGCAAUUGGAGGUGCUGCUGCUUCAAAUUAUGCAAAUUCCACUUGGGGUCCUGGAGUCUCCUCCAACAGCGGCACCAAUGCCAACCCAACUCCCAUCUGGGACAAGGUGAUUGUAGACGGGUCUGACAUGGAAGAGUGGCCUUGUAUUGCUAGCAAAGAUGCUGAAUCUUCUUCCGAAAACACCACCGAUAACAACAGUGCCUCGAACCCUGGCUUGGAGAAGAACGCUCUGCCAGGAAGCACCACUAGUAACAAAGGAAAAGGAAGCCAGUGCCAGUCUGGAAGCACUGGAAACGAAUGUAAUCUUGGGGCCUGGAAAUCUGAUCCCAAGGCUAAAUCUGUUCAAUCUUCCAACCCUGCUGCCGAGAGUAACAAUGGACUAAGUAAUUGGAGGAACUUGAGUGGACAAGAUAGAAUUGGUCCCAGUUCUGGCUUCAGCAACUUUAACCCAAAUAGCAACCCAUCUGCUUGGCCAGCACUGGUUCAGGAGGGCAAUUCUAGGAAAGGGACUUUGGAACCUGAUAGUGGUAGCUCCAAUGCACAGAUUAGCACAGUAGGUCAGACCUCUAGGGAACAGCAGUCAAAGAUGGAAAAUGCGGGUGUUAACUUUGUCUCUGGCAGAGAACAGGCUCAAAUUCAUAACACUGAUGGACCAAAAAAUGGAAACACUAACUCCUUGAACUUAAGUUCACCAAACCCUAUGGAGAAUAAGGGAAUGCCCUUUGAAAUGGGCUUGGGGAACCCUUCCAGGAGCACUGACGCCCCUUCACAAAGCACUGGAGAAAGAAAGACUGGGAGUGUUGGAUCUUGGGGUACAGCUAGGGGGUCUUCUGGAACUGACACAGUCUCUGGACAGAGCAAUUCUGGAAACCAUGGGAACAAUGGAAAGGAUCGAGAGGACUCCUGGAAAGGAGCUUCUGUUCAAAAACCUAAUGGGUCAAGAGGUGAUUCUUGGGAUAAUAACAACCGGUCUACGGGUGGUGGGUCUUGGAACUUUGGCCCUCAGCAUGCAAAUGAAAGCAAAUGGGGUGAAGGGAACAAAUUAACAUCUGGGGUCUCUCAGGGAGAAUGGAAACAGCUGUCUGGGUCUGAUGAACUGAAGAUUGGAGAAUGGAGUGGUCCAAACCAACCAAAUUCUAGCACUGGAGCAUGGGACAAUCAAAAAGGCCACCCUCUUCCUGAAAACCAAGGCAGUUCCCAGGCUCCCUGUUGGGGAAGAUCUUCCAGCUCUGCGGGAAGUGAGGUUGGAGGUCAAAGCACUGGAAGCAACCACAAAGCAGGAAGUAGUGACAGUCACAAUUCUGGACGCCGAUCAUAUAGGCCUACGCAUCCUGAUUGCCAGGCAGUCUUGCAGACUUUGCUGAGCAGGACUGAUUUGGACCCCCGUGUGCUUUCAAACACCGGCUGGGGCCAAACUCAAAUUAAGCAAGAUACCGUGUGGGAUAUUGAAGAGAUGCCACGGCCCGAGGGGAAGUCUGAUAAAGGAACUGAGGGGUGGGAGAGCUCUGCCACACAGACAAAGAACUCAGGGGGCUGGGGUGAUGUACCCAGCCAAAGCAAUCAAAUCAAGUCUGCAUGGGGUGAGCUCUCAACCCCAACAGAGUGGAAGGACCCCAAAAAUACUGGAGGAUGGAAUGACUAUAAGAACCCCAAUUCUUCUAAUUGGGGAGGAGGAAGACCAGAAGAAAAAACAUCUUCCUCUUGGAAUGACAAUUCUAGUAAGGAUCAGGGGUGGGGUGGACGACAGCCUAAUCAAGGAUGGUCUUCUGGAAAGAACGGUUGGGGAGAGGAAGUUGACCAAACAAAAAACAGCAACUGGGAAAGUGCAGGAAACAAGCCAGUGUCUGGUUGGGGUGAAGGUGGGCAAAAUGAGAUUGGAACUUGGGGUAAUGGUGCAAAUACAGGCGCUGCUUCAAAGGGUGGAUGGGAUGAUUGUAAAAGAACUUCAACAUGGAAUGAGACGGGUCGACAACCCAACUCCUGGAACAAGCAGCAGCAGCAGCAACAGCAGGAGGCUUCUGGUUCCUGGGGUCCACCGCCCCAAACUCCAAGUAAUGGGCGACCUCCAAACACAAACUGGAACAGUGGACCACAGCCAGCUGCCCCCAAAGAAGAGGAGCCUAGUGGCUGGGAAGAACCUUCUCCACAGUCAAUCAGUCGAAAAAUGGAUAUUGAUGAUGGCACUUCAGCAUGGGGAGAUCCUAGCAGUUAUAACUACAAGAAUGUGAACCUGUGGGACAAGAACUCACAAGGAGGACAGGCCCCGCGGGAGCAGAGCCUGCCUACUCCAAUGACUAGCAAAUCACAAGCAUCAGUCUGGAGCAAAAGCACUCCACCUGCUCCAGAUAAUGGUACGUCCGCCUGGGGUGAGCCAAAUGAAACCAGUCCCGGGUGGGGUGAAGUAGAUGAUACAGGAGCAUCGACAACAGGCUGGGGGAAUGCACCUUCCAACGCCCCGAAUGCCAUGAAAUCUAGUACUAAAUCUAUGCAAGAUGGCUGGGGAGAGAGUGAUGGGCCAGUGACAGGAACACGGCAUUCCAGCUGGGAAGAGGAGGAGGAGGGAGGAGUCUGGAACACAGCAGGCUCUCAGGGAAGCAGUUCCUCCCACAACUCAACAAGCUGGGCUCAAGGUGGAAAGAAAACACAAAUGAAGUGCGCACUGAAAGGGGGAAAUAGUGAUUCAUGGAUGAACCCUUUAUCCAAACAGUUCUCAAAUAUGGGCUUGCUUAGUCAAACUGAGGACAUUCCAGGCAGUAAGAUGGACUUGUCUGUAGGUGGUCUCCCAGAUAAGAAGUUUGAGGUAGAUAAACGAGCCAUGAAUCUCGGGGAUUUUAAUGACAUGAUGAGAAAGGAUCGAUCUGGGUUCCGUCCACCUAAUUCCAAAGACAUGGGAACCACAGAGAGCGGGCCUUAUUUUGAGAAGCUGACUUUGCCUUUCUCCAAUCAAGAUGGGUGCCUUGGGGAUGAGGCUCCCUGCUCUCCCUUCUCCCCUUCUCCCAGCUACAAGCUGUCUCCCUCUGGUUCCACACUAUCCAACGUCGGCCUUGGGGCAAUCGGCUCAGGGCUCAGUCCCCAAAACUUCGCUGCUAGACAAGGUGGCAAUCAUGGUUUGUUUGGAAACAGCACAGCACAAUCGAGGGGCAUGCACACACCAGUGCAGCCACUAAAUCCUUCCCCCAAUAUCCGGGCGCAAGUGCCUCCCCAAUUUCUUUCUCCCCAGGUGUCCGCCUCCAUGCUCAAACAGUUUCCCAACAGUGGCUUGAAUCCUGGUCUUUUCAAUAUGGGCCCCCAGCUUUCUCCACAACAGAUUGCCAUGCUGAGCCAGCUUCCCCAGAUUCCCCAGUUUCAAUUAGCAUGUCAACUCCUCCUUCAGCAGCAGCAGCAGCAGCAGCAGCUGUUACAGAGCCAGAGGAAGUUAUCUCAAGCUGUGCGACAACAGCAGGAGCAACAGAUUGCUCGUAUGGUGAGUGCCCUCCAACAGCAGCAGCAGAGGCAGCCUGGCAUGAAGCAUUCGCCAUCCCACCCUGUUGGGCCUAAGCCACAUUUAGACAGCAUGGUACCCAAUCCUUUGAAUGUGGGUCUCUCAGAUUUACAGACCAAAGGGCAAAUACCUGGAUACGGUUCAGGCUUUGGCUCAAGUGGCAUGGAUUAUGGCAUGGGAGGGAAAGAGGCUGGAACAGAAUCCCGCUUUAAACAGUGGACUAUGAUGGAAGGGCUGCCUUCUGUGGCUUCACAAGAUGCCAAUAUGCACAAAAAUGGUGCAAUAGUGCCCCCUGGAAAGGCUCGUGGAGGAUCACCCUACAACCAGUUCGACAUAAUUCAGGGUGACCCACUAGGUGGCCAUGCAGGCCCUGCUGGUGAUAGUUGGUUACCUGCCAAAUCUCCACCGACGAACAAGAUUGGAAGCAAAUCCAGCAAUGCCAGCUGGCCUCCAGAAAUUCUGCCGUUCAAGAGAGCAGUAUUGUUCAGCACAAAGAUAAAUGAAGUGGUGCCCAAUCAAACUGAUAUCACAGCUGGAGAGUUCCAACCAGGAGUGCCAUGGAAAGGUAUACAAAACAUUGACCCUGAAUCUGACCCCUAUGUGACCCCUGGAAGUGUGCUGGGGGGGACAGCCACAUCUCCCAUUGUAGAUACUGACCACCAACUUCUGCGGGACAACACCACAGGGUCUAAUUCUUCCCUCAACACCUCGCUGCCUUCACCUGGUGCCUGGCCCUACAGUGCCUCUGACAAUUCCUUCACCAACGUUCAUAGCACUUCAGCAAAAUUCAGUGAUUACAAAUCAACAUGGUCCCCAGAUCCCAUAGGACACAAUCCCACUCAUCUCUCCAACAAGAUGUGGAAAAACCAUAUUUCCUCAAGGAACACUACAGGGCUGCCCCGCCCACCCCCUGGCCUGACCAACCCCAAACCAUCAUCUCCAUGGAACAGCACAGCAACACGAUCGGUCAGGGGCUGGGGGGCACAGGACUCAAGGCUUGCCUCUGGUGAGAAGAAUCAACUGAUAGCACCAUUGAUCAGACCUGAGGAGUGUACGUUUUACAGCACUAAUGGUUUGGAGGAAAGAAAGUUGCAGUUGUCUGCAUCUACUUGGAGUGAUGGUGGCUCCGUUCGUCCUAGCUACUGGCUGGUUCUUCACAAUCUCACUCCACAGAUCGAUGGGUCAACCUUGAGGACGAUCUGCAUGCAGCAUGGCCCACUGCUGACAUUCCAUCUGAACCUGACCCAGGGCACUGCCCUUAUCCGAUAUAACACCAAACAGGAGGCGGCCAAGGCCCAGACUGCACUGCACAUGUGUGUGUUGGGAAACACUACCAUCCUGGCUGAGUUCGCCACAGAUGAAGAGGUUAGUCGCUUUCUGGCACAAGCUCAGCCCCCUACACCUGCAGCAACCCCAAGUGCACCCACAGCAGGCUGGCAAUCCCUGGAGACAGGACAGAACCAGACAGAUCCAGUUGGACCUGCUUUGAAUCUCUUUGGUGGGUCAACAGGGCUUGGGCAGUGGAGCAGUGGUGGCGGCGGCAGCAGCAGUGGGAGUGAUCUCACUGGCGCUUCGUUGUGGGGUCCCCCAAACUAUUCUUCAAGCUUAUGGGGGGUCCCAAGCGUAGAGGAUCCACACAGAAUGGGCAGCCCUGCUCCCUUACUACCUGGAGACCUUCUGGGAGGAGGGUCGGAUUCAAUCUGAACUUAGAACUUUCAACUCUGACCUCGUGACCUUUUUUGGAACAGCAGCAGCACUAACUUGACCUUUUCGUUUUUUUCAACUUGCAAUAAAUACAUUUAUAAAAGGAAAAAAGAAAACGGAGAGAGAAAAAAAGGUGGGUCAUUGACAGACUGUCUGAGCACAUAGUUGCCUCCCUUAUAUAACUUCAGUUUUUUUGUUUGGAAUAUGAAUCCAAAAAGAGAACAUAUCACUCUUGAAAUACUUGAAUCAUGAACGCCAACUUAGAAAGACAAUGUGAAGCAAGUACACAUACCAUUUAAAUUUAAACACAAAAAUUAAAAAAAUUAGUUUCUAGUUUUUCACUUUUUCAUGUUAUACGGAAGUUGUUGCUAAGAAACAUAUAUACUGAAAAAAUAGCUUUUUAACUUUGUUUGCACUGGGUGUGUUUCCGUCCUUAGGUCUACCAUGUUGGGUUGGGGUAGGGGAGGGGUUCAAAAGGAAAAAAAUGGGGAGGGGGGAGGGGAAGACUUGACGGAGCCUCACUUUAAAAACAAAAAAAAUUAAACAAAAAAUUAAAAAAAACAAAAAAAAAUUUAAAAAAAAAAGGAAAAAAAAAACACAAAACAAAAAACCCAACACUUUGUGAUUGGCUGGUUGAUAAGUACCAGUGUGUUCUGGCACAUGUAACUGCCCACGUGUGCUUGUUUCUGUGUGAGUGCGUGUGCACAUGUUCGUGUGUGUGUGCAUUUUUUUUCUCUCUCUAUAUAUAAAAUCUUGAAACGCUGCAUUGCUGAUGGUCUACGGGCUGGCUGGCCAUCUGCAUGUCUUGAUUCUGAAAACAAGACAGGCAUGGUGGAGUCCCUGAGGCUGAAGCAGAGUCCAGUUGGGCUGGAUGAAAAUUUGUCAGUAGAGUUUUUAAAAUUCAUUUUUAGCAGGGUGCUAUCUUGAGUCUGCGAAUCGUAUUGAGUGGGUAGUUGCUUCCUAGACCUUGUUCUAACCCUGUGGUAGAGCAGAACACUGCCAUAUCCAAAGGAUUUGGUGAGAGGGGAGCCAGUGUUGUCUUUUGAGUAGCAGUGUAUUUAUUUAUUUAUGUCUGCAUGUGGGGGUUUUGUACUGAGUGAACCCUAGAAUGUUUGUUAUAUAAUGCAAGCCAUUUUUUUUCUUCCAACAAGGGGAAAAGGGGAGGAAAGAAGACAUUGCCAUUUUUUAUGCGGCUAAGACAAAUAUUUUCUUCAGUGUAUCUCAAGAUUCAGUACCUUUAAAAAAAGAUUAGUGUUUCUUUUCUCCCCCAAACCUAUAAAUAGGCACCCACAUUCAUUGCUGAAGAAUCCAUCAAAAGCUUGAAAGUCCAGCCCAACCAGAUUAGCCUUUUAAUUGAUUUACUGCUUGUAUUAAAACUGACAAAAAAUAAAUUGUGUCAGCAAAUUGCUGGCCGGCCUGCCUCAUCUCCUGAAAGCACAUGCAGCUAACUCCUUUCUUCGUCCUUCAUGGUGAGCGUUACCUGUGCCAGGCCUUGGUGUAUUACAGCGCCAGACCAUCACUGACAGAAACGUUUACUUACGAAUGUUCUUAAACCAGUGUGUACUUCAAAUGUUUCCUUUUGUUUCUCUGUGUUGUGUUUUUUCCUGUGUAUGUGGUUUUGCUUAGGGAGGUAUAUAACUAGCAAAGACUUUUUUUUUAAAAAAAGUAUUGCACCUUUUUGGUUUUGUUUUUACUUUUUCUGUACUGUUGCUUUUUUAAUUUCUGUAUUUAAGGAAAGGUUUGGCGUUUUUUUUAGCAGCAGUGUAGUAGUACUCUGGGCAGGAUAGGGGUGACCUAUAAUCCACAGUGAUAGCCAGUGUGUGUGUGCAUGUGUGCGCUGGGAACAAAACUUCUAAGACCUGUUGUUGUGAAAAGAGUUGUAGCAGACUUAAAGGAACAUCCCUUGACACAAAGUGGGAAGUCUUUUAGGGGGGUGGGGCAGAGGGAGAAGAGGGAGGAGAGAUGCUGGUACUUCCAUAAGUGCUAGGACUUCCAUGUGGUGUUGUCUAGCCGUUACACUGUCUAACAAAGUGCCGACAUUCUGUACCAGCACAUACCUGUCCAUUCCAGCCCUCAGUGGUAGCAGCGCUUGGGCUUUAUUAGCUGGGGGGUAGGAUAGGGGGGUCUCUUCAACAUUUUCAUUGAAGGAUAUGACAAUGUCUAAUACAUUUAACUCUAAGCAUGGGUUGGGUGGGGAGAAGCAAAACCAGAUUCAAGUAACAUGGGGGGGGAGGGGGGGUGUGUGCACGCACAUGCAUGUUGUAUGUAUGCCUGUGUGCUGGGGGUGGGAGGGAAGGUCUAGAGAGUUGCGUGGCUUUUUUAAAUUUGCCCUUUCUAUGUAAACCCAAUGUCACAAGGAAGACUGACUGAGGGAAAUGCUGCAUAUAUAUACACAUGCCUGUAGAUUUGUAUGCAAAGUGUUAAGUGACAAAAAGUAUGAGUAGGUUUGUAUUUGUUUAGUAAACUGGAGUGUGCAGCAUACUCUGGCCCCUUCUGAGUAUACUUUUCUAUCAUGUCUUCUCCAUCCAUCCCACCAUGCACAAAGAAACAAAAUGCUCUCUUCCAACUCCUGUUGGCUAGUGACCCUCGCAUGCACUCAUCCAUAAAGCUUUGUUUCUGCUAGUCUCUGCUUGAAGACCAGCUGUGUUCAGACACGAAGAGCAGGUUCUUAAAAGUCCUGUGCCAGCAGUACUUCCUAGUGAAUCACCUUUGGCCUGAGUAAGCCAGUAUCUGUUCUGUCACAUGAUUUGCUAUACAUGCUGGUUCAUUGCUGUUGUGUUCCAUGCUCACUUCUCUCUCCCAACCUGCCCUAAGGUCCCUUUUCCUGCACUUUGGGCUAGUUGAGUUCAUUGCGAUACUACGGUGAAAGCCGGGUGCUAGAGCCCCUCUUGUUUACAAGACAUAAUGAGGGAUUUGAAAUAUUUAAAAAGAAAAGCUAAAUUGUUCUUCCAUUGUAAGCUUAAAGGGAAAAAAAUUAAAACGUACAAAAAAAAAGACCAAAAAGUGCAUAUAUAUAUUUUAGAUGAAGACUAACUCUGGGAGCAUUUAACAGUGUUUUUGUUUUUAUUUUAACAUUUUAUUUUCCUGCUUUAAAUUUGCAAGCAUUCUCAGGAAUUCUAGGGUAGGAAGCCAGUUUUUUGAAGAUGGUUUAUUUAACCUUAUCCUAGAUAGAUGGCUGUUUCUUGUUGAUAAACUUUUACAAGUUCCUGAAUCUUCAAAAUGUUUGAAAGUUUUUACUUUAAAAUAAAAAUGCUAAAAAAAAAAAAUAAAAAGAAAAAAAGAAAAAAUCUCCAAAUGUUACUGUCAAGCAGGGGAUCAAGAAUUUUAAAGACUCUGUAUAAAUUAAAAUACCUUAAGAAAA
This is a messenger RNA of Athene cunicularia (burrowing owl), 9204 nucleotides long. RefSeq names its product trinucleotide repeat containing 6B (gene TNRC6B). The transcript has 24 exons. The record is from RefSeq and is a predicted model, not a curated record. Gene Ontology annotation, cellular component: nucleoplasm; P-body. Gene Ontology annotation, molecular function: nucleic acid binding. Lineage: Eukaryota; Metazoa; Chordata; Aves; Strigiformes; Strigidae. Gene Ontology annotation, biological process: miRNA-mediated post-transcriptional gene silencing; positive regulation of nuclear-transcribed mRNA poly(A) tail shortening. The coding region runs from base 195 to 5843 and encodes 1882 amino acids.